UUCUCAUGAUCGUUCUUAUUUCGGUGUGUGAUCGGAUAAAAUAAUAUGUUUUAAAUAAGUGAAGUGACACUUUGCAAGCAGACGAUGAAUAGGUUAUUUAUUGCUACAUGUUUAGUGUGUAUAACAGGGAUUUACGCAAGGAUGUCCCCACCAAGCAUUUCAGAACCGCAGGGCAACAAGUGGAAUCCAGACGUUGAAUAUAUCAGAAUUCCAGAUUCGAAAUCUAAGAAAUGCAAUGCAACAGCUAAUCCAAAGGCAAAAUAUUACUGGACAUUCAAUGGUGAACGUAUUUCAUCGGAUGAAUCCACGGUAGCUGUUGAUGAGACUACAGGAUUGCUAACAACCGGAAGUAGUUUUAGUGAAUCAAAUUCAGGCGAUUAUCAGUGCUUCGCUUACAAUGACGUUGGUACAACUAUGACACCAAUCCUGAAACUGGUUACAGCAAAAGCUGGUCCCUUCGCCGGCAGCAGUGCACCGGAACCUGCUAAAAUUGUAACCGCGUCUCAGUACGUUAAACUUGAGUGUAAAGACAUGCCUGAAAGUGUUCCGCGUGGGCUGGUUGGCUGGAAACGUGGAAUUACGAGAACUGAAAGAGACCCUAACAAGUUUGUACCUGUUGAACUUGAGGCGGAUAGAAUGAUGAUUGAUGAAGACGGCAGCCUUCAUUUCCUUUGGACAAAGACAUCCGACUCCUAUUAUUACGGCUGUGAGAUAACAAAUGUAGUCUAUAUUGUGUCAUACGGUAGUAAGAAGGUAGUCGAGCUUAUAGUAAACAAUGAUAUUGGUUAUGAACGAGGACCAGAGUUAAAAUCCUCUUCAAAAGACGUAGUGGUGUAUGCCGGACAUGACGCAGAACUUCAGUGUAUUUUUUCUUACUACUCAACCAAAGAAAAGUUGACGAUACGGUGGUUACAUAAAGGUAAUACAGUGGGAGCCAAUAGUCCAAACAUUACUUUGCACGAUGUGAAGAUACCGACAGACAAACAAGACAUGUCAGGAAAAUACCGUUGUGAAACCACUAUCGGCGGAGAGACAGCUUCAGGGGAAAUAAAUGUAAAAAUUGUUUCUCCGCCGACGUUCUUACCGGGUCAAGAUUUAAAAACAAAGUAUGUAUCAGUGGAGAAAGAUGCUGUAUUUCAUUGCGGAACAACUUCUUACCAGACUUACAGCUACCCAACGGUCUGGCUUGUUAACGGUGAACCAAUUCUAGGUUGCCCGGAACGUAAGUUUGAGUGCAACCAACCAUUGGCAAACACUGAAUAUUCCCAGUGCAUUCCAGAGAACAAUGUCUGUGACGGCGUUGCAGAUUGCACAGAUGGCAGUGAUGAGCUAAACUGUCCCAAUCCCUGUCUGGAGUCUCAGAAGGUAUGUAGAGGUGCUUGCGUACCAAAGACAAGUUCAUGCGAUGAAUUAAUUUGCAAUUACCCAGACUUCUUGUGUCACGACAAGUUGAAGUGUGUUUCCGCCGACAGUCGCUGUAAUAAGAUAGACGAGUGCCCGGAUGAAUCCGACGAAUGGUCUUGUCCUGAUGGAGCAGACACCACAAUUGGCCGAUUUAUUAUCAACUCGCAAAGAUCACAGCUCACCUUGCCUAACUUGUCUCAUGCCGAUACGAUGUGUUUCCAGUGCAUUGCAAGAAAUGAGUACGGAACUACUAUAGGUGAAGGAUGUCUAAAGGCCAUAGACAAAAUAUUAGUUUUGAGAGGACCAAACAGUACCUAUGAUGUGGAACCAGGAUCUCGUAUCGAAAUCAUUAUGGAGGCCACGACAGACGUAGAAUAUCAGGAAUUUAUGAAUUAUACUUGGCAAUGGUAUCAGGAGAAAACAGACGAAACUACAGGAGAAAUUUCUAUUGUACCCCAAACGCUGCCCCCACCAGGAAAGAUGUUUACUAGGUACUUCUCUCUAACCAAAAGCAACAAGCAUAUGGUGAUGACGUUUCCUGAAGUGAAGAAAGGUGACGAGGACGAGGAAAACGAGCUGGAGAUUUACAACACGCUUAUAAACCGAGUUUAUACUGUAAUCAUUCAGCACAAAUAUGAUAAAGUCGAGCUCAACUUUACAGUGAGUGGUAAACAAAUAGAGCCCCCACCAGUUCCCAUUGUUGAGGCUGCGUCGACAAAUCUGUGGUUUAUCGCUCUCAUACUGGGAAUAUUACUCCUGUUUAUCGUGGUGGCUCUGAUCGUCUGCUAUAUGUACCGAAAUAGGGGUGGAACCUAUCCAUCGGGAUGGGAGACCUGGAAUAAGUCUCGUUUCUAA
Messenger RNA from Mercenaria mercenaria, 2259 nucleotides. RefSeq names its product contactin rig-6-like. The coding region runs from base 85 to 2259 and encodes 724 amino acids. The record is from RefSeq and is a predicted model, not a curated record. Lineage: Eukaryota; Metazoa; Mollusca; Bivalvia; Venerida; Veneridae. Gene Ontology annotation, cellular component: plasma membrane. The transcript is spliced from 17 exons. Gene Ontology annotation, molecular function: protein binding.